UCUAAAAGUAUCAACAGUCAAAUAAAAGUUACUAUUAUUGUCUCACGCACGUGCUCAAACUUGUACACGUGCACUGACAUGCGACCAUUCGUGUUGUACACAGUACACGUCUUAAUUUUGUUUACGGGGCUCUGCAAUGGUUGCGAUUGAAAUCAUUACGUGCCCAAUGCCGAAGCAGUCGAUAUUGAUGCUAUUGUGACAAAUUGCGCAGUAUUUUAAGUAAAAUAUGUUUUGGUAUUAAGUACUUUUACCAGGAGUUGUUUUAUCUCUUUGAAGAUGACUACUUCACUUGUACAGCAGUUUGCUCAACGUCUCAAGUCAAAACAUGAAGAUGUGCGAAAUAAGGCAGCCAGAGAGCUUUGUCUUUAUGUCAAAACAGAGCUUCGUGAAGCAACUCAAGAUGAAGUUACAGUUUUUAUGGAUGAGUUUAAUCACCAUAUCUUUGAAAUGGCCACUGGAUCUGAUAUAAAUGAAAAGAAAGGGGGAAUACUUGCUAUUAUUUGUUUGAUAAAUGCAGAUGUUGGUAAUAUCAAUACCAGAAUUAUUAGAUAUGCAAAUUACUUGCGUAACUUGCUCCCAUCCAACGAUGUUAGUGUUAUGGAAAUGGCAGCUAAAACUGUUAGCAAACUAGCUUUGGUAUCAGGUACUUACACAGCAGAAUAUGUUGAAUUUGAAGUUAAAAGAGCCUUUGAGUGGUUGAGCGGAGAUAGAAAUGAGAACAAAAGGCAAGCAGCAGUUUUAGUCCUAAAAGAAUUAGCAGUUUCAAUGCCUACAUACUUUUUUCAACAAGUGACCCAGUUUUUUGAGUUAAUUUUCAACGCUAUACGUGAUCCUAAACAUGCAAUUCGCGAAGGAGCUGUUGAAGCUCUUAGAGCAGCUCUGGUGGUUACUGCACAACGAGAAACAGCUAAGCAAAUGCAUAAAUCUGUUUGGUAUAAGCAAUGUUAUGAUGAAGUUGCUACAGGAUUUGAAGAGUCAUUUAGUAGAGAAAAGGGGUAUGUGCGAGAUGAUCGUAUUCAUGGUUCUUUAUUAGUUUUGAAUGAAUUAUUAAGAUGCAGUAAUCUUCAAUGGGAAAGACUUUAUGAAGAUCUUAUGGAACGUCUGAAUUGUUCUUUCCAGUCAAGUGAAAAUGACAUUCUUUUUCUAAUGCCACUCAUGAAAACCAACUUAGUUUCAAAAUGGGCUGUAGUACCAAAUACUACUAAUACACAUCAUUCUCUGCAUUCUAUUCAUGAAUCAGCUGCUUGCCGCAGUUUGAUGAUGGAAAAAUUAGAUCAAAUAAAUGCAGAUGUUGUAAAUCAACGUCAUUCUCGUAAUAGUCAUAUUCAAAAUGCGUUAAUGACCCUAUUACCAAGAUUAGCAGCUUUUAAUAGGAAAAGAUUUGUUGAGAAUAAUUUACUUGAAUGUCUUACGUAUUUGCUCAUGAAUCUAAGAGGUAGAGAGAAAGAUAGAACAGUUGCAUUUGCAACAAUUGGUUUAAUUGCAGUAGCUGUUGGUGAAGAUAUUAAACCAUACUUGCCAAAAAUUAUGGAAGUAAUAAAAAUGUCAUUGCCUUCAAAGGAGACACCUAGCAAGAAAAAAAGUUCUAUUUUAGAACCAGCAGUUUUUAUUUGUAUCACAUUGUUGGGACAUGCAGUUGGACCAAGCAUCACAAGCGAUGUUAAAGAUUUACUAGAGCCUAUGUUAGCAACUGGGCUGUCACCAAUAUUGACUACAUCUUUAAGAGAGUUAGCUCAAAGUGUACCUUCAUUAAAGCCUGAUAUAUCUCAAGGACUGCUAAGGAUGUUAUCUCAAGUCCUUAUGUACAAACCUCUUCGUCACCCUGGGGCACCAUGGACUGCAACAAGUCCAGUCUCAAUGCCUCCAACUGAAAUUGAUGUAGCUGCAACAGUCUUAGGACUCCGUACACUAGGUACAUUUAACUUUGAUGGGAAUCCACUACUUCAAUUUGUAAGACGUUGCGCCGACUACUUUCUCACUUGGGAAGAGCCAGAAGUACGUCUUGAGGCUGUGAAAACAUGUUCGAGACUUUUGAGAUUGGCUUUGAAUCAGCCUGGGCCUACAGUAACAAACACAGUAUCAACAGUAUUGGGAAAAUUACUUGUCGUUGGUAUUAGCGAUACUGAUCCUGAUGUCAGAUACUGGGUGUUAGGAUCAUUAGAUGAAACUUUUGACAUUCAUUUGGCUCAAGCUGAAAGUUUAUCUUGUCUUUUUGUCGCUAUGAAUGAUGAAGUUUUUGAAAUACGUGAAUUAGCGAUUUGCACUAUUGGACGCUUGAGUGUAAUGAAUCCAGCUUAUGUGAUGCCAGCUCUGCGUAAAACCCUCAUACAAUUUCUUACUGAGCUGGAACACUCCGGCAUGGGACGCAAUAAAGAACAAGCAGCUCGAAUGCUGGAUCAUUUAGUAGUGUCAGCUCCUAGAUUAAUAAGGCCUUACAUGGAACCAGUUUUAAAAGUUCUCGUACCCAAGCUCAAAGAAACUGAAACAAAUCCUGGCGUUGUUUUGGCAGUACUUCGAGCUAUUGGCGAUUUGGCAGAAGUAAGUGGUGCUGAGAUGCAACCUUGGAUGCCUGAAUUAUUGGACAUAUUAUUAGAAAUGUUGGUCGACGCAUCGUCACCAGAAAAACGAGGUGUUGCCUUAUGGGUUUUGGGGCAACUUAUCGGUAGUACCGGACACGUAGUUAAACCAUACAUGCAGUAUCCACAGCUACUCGACAUUCUGAUGAAUUUUCUAAAAACCGAGCAACAACCGGUUGUUCGACGGGAAACUAUUCGAGUUCUGGGACUGCUCGGCGCUUUAGAUCCGUAUAAGCAUAAAAUGAAUCUUGGUCAGAUUUCCUCACCCCAGUUGGAGUCUUUGUCACUGAGACCAUCGGCCGAUGCCAGGCCUGAGACUGCCGACGAAUUGAGCACAAGCGAGAUGUUAGUCAAUAUGCCUUCGGCCACUCUAGAAGAAUAUUAUCCAGCCGUAGCAAUAUCGACGCUUAUGCGUAUCAUUCGAGAGCCAACUUUGGCGCAGCAUCACACGAUGGUUGUUCAAGCUGUUACUUUCAUUUUCAAGAGUCUUGGAAUUAAAUGUGUACCCUAUAUUUCUCAAGUCAUGCCGAGCUUUCUCAAUGUACUGAGAACGGCAGAUGUAGGCUUUCGAGAGUAUCUUUUUCAACAGUUGGCCAUACUUAUUGUCAUUGUCAAACAGCACAUACGUAAUUAUUUGGACGACAUAUUUUCAUUGGUGAAGGAGUUUUGGACCCUUAACAGUCCCCUUCAAAGCACACUCAUACAUCUGGUUGAACAAGUAGCCAUAGCAUUGGGUGCUGAAUUUAGAAUAUAUUUACCGCGUCUUAUGCCUCAGAUUUUACGUGUACUUACUCAUGAUAUGAGCAAAGAACGUCAAGUAACAAUAAAACUCUUGCAAGCGUUGCAAAAAUUUGGUGGCAAUUUGGAUAACUAUCUUCACCUGGUAAUCCCACCGGUCGUACGGCUAUUCCAAUCAUCGCCUGAUAUUCCGGUGAACGUCAGCCGUUGUGCUCUAGAAACAAUCGAACUAUUGGCUGAAUGUUUAGAUUUUACAGAUUUUGCUUCUAGAAUUAUUCAAGCCCUAGCUCGAACCUUCAAUCAAUGCCCUGAACUGAAAAUUCCUGCUUGUGAAACAUUGUGUGCUCUCGUUAUACAGCUGGGUCCAAAAUUUCAAAUAUUCGUACCAAUGGUGCAGAGAGUAAUGUCAAAAAAUCGGGUCACUUACGCAAGGUACGACUCAUUAGUCGAUAAAGUAGUGAGCGAAGCGCGGUCUGGAUGUCAUGGCAAGUUGGAACCGGAGCACGAAUCGCUUCUGUCAGGAAGUGCAGUGCAACGUCAAAACAAAAAGCAAAGUCAGAGAGGAGCUGAAUUGGGAUUGUCUAAUGCAGCUGAUACCACCGUUAUCAAAAAGCUCAAUGUAUCGGCGUCAAACUUGCAAAAAGCUUGGACCGCAACGAGACGCGUGUCAAAGGACGACUGGCUGGAAUGGCUAAGAAGUUUGUCGAUCGGUCUAUUGAAGGAAUCACCGUCACCGGCGUUGCGCUCGUGCUGGGCACUGGCCCAGACAUAUUCGCAGUUGCCUCGAGAUCUGUUUAAUGCUGCUUUCGUUUCGUGUUGGAGCGAGCUCGACGACGCGCAUCGUAUCGAGCUUGUGGCGACGCUGCAACAAGCCCUAUUGGUACCAGAUCUUCCAGAAAUCAGUCAAACAAUUCUCAAUCUUGCUGAGUUCAUGGAACACUGCGACAAAGGCCCACUACCUCUCGAUAGCAAGAUUCUCGGAGAACGCGCUAUGCAUUGCCGGGCUUAUGCCAAAGCUCUUCAUUACAAGGAAGACGAGUUCCACAAAGGUCGAAGCGGUGCGGUGUUCGAGUCGCUGAUAGGUAUUAACAAUAAACUCCAGCAAAAGGAGGCAGCUGAAGGUUUGCUCGAGUACGUCAUGAAUCAGCAGCAACUUCAACAAAACGAUAGUAACAAGCAAGAACUCAAAGUGCAAGUACGCUGGUAUGAAAAAUUGCAUAACUGGGACAAAGCACUGCAGUUGUACCACGAACGUCUGGACGCCGACCCAGGAGAUAUCGAAUCAACUCUUGGUGAAAUGAGAUGCCUCGAAGCUCUAGGUGAAUGGGGCCAACUGCAUGAGGUUGCCAUGAAACAGUGGUCUGAACAUAGCCAUGAGACGAAGCAACGCAUGGCCAGAAUGGCUGCUGCUGCUGCGUGGGGUUUAAAUAAUUGGGAUGCUAUGCAACAGCACGUAGCGCUCAUACCUAAAGAUACUCAAGAUGGUGCAUUUUAUCGUGCAGUUCUGGCCAUUCAUGAUGAGCAUUACUCCUUGGCCCAUAGACUUAUCGAUAGUGCGAGAGACUUGUUGGACACUGAACUUACAGCUAUGGUUGGAGAAAGCUACCAAAGAGCUUAUAAUGCUAUGGUCGAAGUUCAGAAGUUGGCCGAAUUAGAAGAGGUGAUACAAUACAAAUUGGUGCCGGAACGACGUUCGACCAUUAAAAACAUGUGGUGGGAACGUCUUCAAGGUGGUCAGCGCAUCGUCGAGGAUUGGCAAAAAAUCAUUCAAGUGCAUACGUUGGUCAUAUCACCGCAGGACGAUAUGCAUACAUGGCUUAAGUACGCUAGUUUAUGUCGCAAGAGUGGAAAUCUUGCAUUAUGUCAUAAAACUCUCGUAAUGCUGUUUGGAUCAGAUCCAUCUUUAUUGCGACCCGAUCAGCCCAUUCCCGACCAUCAUCCGCAGGUAACAUUUGCUUAUUGCAAACACAUGUGGGUGGCUGGUAAACGGAACGAAGCUUACGGUCAACUACAACGCUUUGUGCACAACUUCCUACCGUCGCAGCCCGCGGCGCUGGUGCAGCUAUUGCCAGAUGAAGAACGUCAACCGGAAAAUCGAAAACGAUUACUCGCUCGAUGUUACCUCAAACUUGGAGAAUGGCUCGAAGCCUUGCAAGGCAUGAACGAUCACUCAAUACCAGCAGUACUGUCAUAUUAUUCAGAGGCUACCAACCACGACCCAAUGUGGUACAAAGCUUGGCACGCGUUCGCCUACACGAAUUUCGAAGCCGUGUUAUUUUUCAAGCAUCAGAUAGGGGAUACGGUCUUGGGUGACCAAACCAACUCGUCAAACGGAGCUUCACAACAGAAUAAUUUAGCCGCAGGUUACAUAUCGAAAUUUACUGUACCGGCAUUAAAAGGAUUCAUUAAGUCGAUCAAUCUUUCACACGGCAAUUCGCUGCAGGACACGUUGAGGCUACUGACACUGUGGUUUGAAUACGGACAAUGGCCUGAAGUCUACGAGGCUAUUAUCGAGGGUAUCCGAUUGAUUGAAAUUAAUACAUGGCUUCAAGUCAUUCCUCAGUUAAUUGCGAGGAUCGAUACUCCUAGAGCUCUGGUAGGCCGUUGCAUACACAAUCUGCUGGUUGACAUUGGUAAGACUCACCCUCAAGCGCUCGUUUAUCCGUUGACGGUUGCAUCGAAGAGUGCAAGUCACGCGCGAAAGACUGCGGCCAACAAGAUACUAUCCAGCAUGAGCGAACAUAGUCCAACAUUGGUACAACAAGCCAAAAUGGUUAGUGAUGAAUUGAUUCGUGUGGCUAUUCUGUGGCACGAGCUUUGGCACGAGGGUCUCGAAGAAGCAAGCCGUCUUUAUUUCGGCGAGCGCAACGUCAAAGGCAUGUUUGACACUUUGGAGCCCUUGCAUGCAAUGCUGGAACGAGGCCCUCAGACCCUAAAAGAGACAUCGUUCAACCAGGCCUACGGCCGUGACCUGAUGGAGGCUCAAGAAUGGUGUCACAGAUACAAGAGCUCGGGCAACGUGCGCGAUCUCAACCAAGCUUGGGAUCUAUACUAUCAUGUAUUUCGGCGAAUAUCUCGUCAGUUGCCGCAGUUAACUAGUCUUGAGUUGCAAUAUGUUAGUCCAAAACUAUUGCUUUGUAGAGACCUCGAAUUGGCCGUACCGGGUAGUUAUCAACCAGGACAAUCGAUCAUCAGAAUUGCCAGUAUACACAGCUCCAUGCAGGUCAUCACAAGUAAACAGAGACCAAGAAAACUCUGCAUCAAAGGAAGUAACGGUAAAGACUACAUGUUUUUACUUAAAGGACACGAAGAUUUACGACAAGACGAACGUGUCAUGCAGCUAUUUGGUCUAGUCAAUAUGUUACUUUUACACGAUCCUGAUACUUUCCGAAGAAAUCUUACGAUUCAGCGGUACGCCGUAAUUCCUUUAUCAACAAACAGUGGUCUCAUUGGGUGGGUACCACACUGCGACACUUUGCACACUUUGAUUCGUGACUAUAGAGAGAAAAAGAAAAUUUUGCUCAACAUAGAGCAUAGAAUUAUGCUCAGGAUGGCGCCAGAUUACGAUCACCUCAUGCUAAUGCAAAAAGUCGAAGUUUUCGAGCACGCCCUCGAACAUACUCAUGGAGAUGACUUGGCUCGUUUGCUCUGGCUGAAAUCCCCAUCCAGCGAAGUGUGGUUCGACAGGAGAACAAAUUACACAAGAUCUCUUGCUGUCAUGUCAAUGGUUGGAUACAUUCUUGGUUUAGGGGAUAGACAUCCUUCGAAUCUUAUGUUGGAUCGUUUGAGUGGAAAGAUACUUCAUAUAGAUUUUGGCGACUGUUUCGAGGUUGCUAUGACGCGAGAAAAAUUCCCCGAAAAAAUACCAUUCCGCCUGACUCGUAUGUUGAUUAACGCUAUGGAAGUAACAGGCAUUGAAGGUACUUAUCGUCGUACAUGUGAAUCUGUAAUGUCAGUAUUACACCGCAAUAAGGACAGUCUGAUGGCUGUACUCGAAGCAUUCGUUUAUGAUCCCUUGCUUAAUUGGCGUUUGAUGGAUAACGCAGUACCCAAAGGCAAACGUAGCGACAAUCAAAGUAUAAGUGUCAGCAGCAGUCAGGAACAAGGAGAUCUAAUGGAUUCAUUGAUUGCUACAUUGCCAAAAAAAGGCGUCCCUUGCAGUAUCGAAAAUGAAGGUGACAAUAACCAGCCAGAAGCCUUAAAUAAGAAGGCCUUGCAAAUAAUCAAUAGGGUCCGUGAUAAAUUAACUGGCCGUGAUUUUUCGCAUGAAGAGACUCUGACGGUACAGAGACAAGUUGAUUUGCUAAUAGAACAAGCUACUAAUAAUGAAAAUCUCUGUCAAUGUUAUAUUGGAUGGUGUCCGUUUUGGUAAUGCGCCUAGCUUACAAAUAUUUUUUACUCCACUUAAGAUUGCGGUGGCUAUACCAUGUACAUAAAAGAUUAGAAAUGGAAGUGCAUUUAUUAAUUAGUUCCUUACUAAGCUAAGAUGUACAUAACAUGAUCGACAAUGGGAAAAUCCUUUUUAUCUAUCAUGCUAUAUAACUUUUAUGGAAGGAUGUUUAUACUUGUACAAUAAGUACUAUUAAUAUCAUAAGCUUAAAUAAUAAUCACGAUAACAUAUAUUUUAAAGUCUGCUCAUGUGUAUAGUAAAUGUAAUGAUGUAAAUAAAUAUACUUUUUAAUAAUA
Messenger RNA from Trichogramma pretiosum, 8000 nucleotides. RefSeq names its product serine/threonine-protein kinase mTOR (gene Tor). The transcript has 15 exons. Bases 277 to 7686 code for a protein of 2469 amino acids. Gene Ontology annotation, molecular function: protein binding; protein-containing complex binding; protein serine/threonine kinase activity. Gene Ontology annotation, biological process: protein phosphorylation; negative regulation of macroautophagy; TOR signaling. Gene Ontology annotation, cellular component: TORC1 complex; nucleus; TORC2 complex. Lineage: Eukaryota; Metazoa; Arthropoda; Insecta; Hymenoptera; Trichogrammatidae. The record is from RefSeq and is a predicted model, not a curated record.